AUGGCGACCACACCCAAGCCGCGUCGCCGGUCACCCCGAGUGUCUGAUGCCUCGGAGGCAUUGACUCCAGUAGGAGACACCACACUCACAGGGCUACAACGCCUUCCAGCUCACACUAAAUAUCCCCUGACCCCCAGCCGAUUCGCAUCCACCACCCCCUCCGCGAACCGAUACACCCCGCGAAACAGGGGCGCCGGCGCGCCCUCCACGCCGUAUCGAGUGCAGGCGCUGCAGCGACGCGCCGCGAACACGCCCGGACGCGAUCGUAGACGAAGCGGGCGAAUCCAGCGCGAAACGACAUUCGACAUCCUCCGGAACCUGGGAAAAGCUCUUGCUCCGACGACCCAGCCUAUACAAUCCUCGCCGCAGGAGCCAGUAGAGCCAUCGCCCGAACCAGAAGCGGAGAGAGACGAGUUUGAGGAGCUGGAUAAUGAGCCUGAGAUUGAACGACCCCGGUUGUCGCUGCCGCUGGAUGAGGUGGAAGAUGUAGAUGAGGAGCCGGAGAUGCGGCCACCGCGGUUGUCGUUGGCGUUUGAGGAAGAGGAUAUCACGGUGGAGUAUCCUCGACGGGCUACGAGCGAGUAUGAUCGGAAUAGAUUGUCGAUGAUGAGCGUGGGCGGCCCUCGCCUGAGUGAGAUUGGGGCGGCGACUGGGUUAGAGAGUGAGAGUGAUGAAGGGGAUGAUACGGGAAUUGUACAUGGUGGUGAUUAUGGAGGCGAAGAUACCGUUCUUACACAAGGGGAUUUUGAUGGAGGAGGAGAAACGGAAGAUCUUGGACGGUUCAACUUUGAGUUUAAUUUCCCAUCGCCGCCUGCUCCUGGUGCGGAAUUGGACCAGGAUGAGCCCAUCCAUGACGAUGAAGGCUUCGAGCUUUCCAUGGACAUGCCAUUGGACACUGGUGCAGGGUCUGAUGAUGCCGACAGCGUGUCCAUCGCUGCUGGCGACUUUGGCAUGGAACUGCAAUCGCCGCCGCCCGCUCCGGUGGCACUAAGUGAGAGCCAGAGUCCAGGGAUUGCCGGAGGGGGUCUGCGGGACGAGGACCGCUACAUAUCCGGCGCGAAACAGAAGAAGCUCUCCCGACAUGGCAUUCCCGUGCCCAACCUUCCCGUCGGAGUCGUGAAGAAGCUGGCCACCCGGUUUGCGCGGGCGCGGAACGGGUCAAAGGCCAAAAUCAGCAAGGAGACACUAGCCGCGAUUGAGCAGGCCUCGUCGUGGUUCUUCGAGCAGGCAAGUGAAGAUCUGGCUGCGUAUUCCAAGCACGCGGGGCGCAAGACCAUCGACGAAAGCGAUGUGGCAACCUUGAUGCGGCGGUAA
Molecule: messenger RNA, 1314 nt
Organism: Aspergillus niger
Lineage: Eukaryota; Fungi; Ascomycota; Eurotiomycetes; Eurotiales; Aspergillaceae
Exons: 3
Biological process (GO): replication fork processing; resolution of meiotic recombination intermediates
Cellular component (GO): Fanconi anaemia nuclear complex; FANCM-MHF complex
Molecular function (GO): protein heterodimerization activity; chromatin binding
Source: RefSeq, a predicted model, not a curated record